CUCUUUCCGGCUCUGUUUCCCGCACGGUCCGCACCCCACUGCCGGGAUAGAGAGGAAGGGCGGGCGCGGGUGGGCGGGAAACAGCCCAGCCCCGAACAAAAGGCCGGGGAAGCGGGGCUCCCGCCCGUGAAAUGCAGGCCGGGUCGCGCUGGAGCCGCUGCGCGGGGCGAGCCGCUGGCGGGUGUGGAUCGCACUCCUGGGCCACCAUGGAGACCUCACCCUCGAUUUAGUUGUUAUUUAGUAUGGAAGAAGAUGAGUUCUUUGGAGAGGAAACGUUCCAGCAUUAUUGUGCAGAAUUCAUUAAACAUUCACAGAAGAUAGGCGAUGGCUGGGAAUGGAGAACUUCAAAGGACUGUUCUGACGGCUACAUGUGCAAAACACAGUUUCAAAUUAAAAAUGGGACUGCAGUGUCACAUCGAGGAACAUCUGCCCGUGUACAAACAUGUCUUCCCAUGGAGGAGGCUUUAGAGUCACUCCUGGAUGAUUUUGAGGUGACAGAGACCACCACGGCAACCGAAGUGAUUAAAUAUGAGUAUCAUGUCUUAUAUUCCUGCAGCUACCAAGUGCCUGUGCUUUACUUUAGGGCAAGCUUUUUAGAUGGAAGCCCUUUAGCUCUGAAGGACAUAUGGGAAGGAGUUCAUGAGUGCUAUAAGACUCGGCUGCUGCAUGGACCGUGGGACACUAUUACCCAACAGGAGCAUCCGAUACUUGGACAACCCUUUUUUGUACUUCAUCCCUGCAAGACGAAUGAAUUCAUGACUCCUGUGUUAAAAAAUUCUCAGAAAUUCAAUAGGCACUGUUCUAAGUAUUUCGGAUAUAGUAAAGCACUGGAUUCCUGUAACACCCCUCCGAGCUAAGGACCAUUAUUUUGCCCAGUUUGCAGAGGAGGAAGCUAAAGCACAGAGGGGCUAAAUGACUCCGCUCAGGUCACACGUCGAGUUAAGCGGUGGAACUGGCAUUUGAACCCAGGCACUUUUGCCUCCAAGCCAUGCACUUAACUGCACUCUGCUACCUUAGCUAAUGUUGUCAAUUGCAUCAACUUGGAAUCAUCGAGGGAAGUCAGGAGCCCCAGUGCCUUGACCUUCCCUUCAACUGCUUUAGUGAGGGAUGGAUCCUCAGCCUCUUUGGCCCUCGAGUCGCUGUUAAGCAAUGGGCUGGCAUUUGGAAAUGCUGAGAUUCCAGGUGCUGAGCACACGUCUUUGAAGAAAGCCUCAUUUCUAUGAUUGUUGGUAACUGAUUUUCUACCACUCAAACAACUACAAUGGAAACAGUUUUCUGUGUUUCACUUAUUUCCCAGGAAUGUCAACUACAUCACGUCAUGGCUGAGCAUGGUAGGGCCAGCUGUCGGGCUGAAUCUGCCUCUGAGUUACGCCAGAGCAGCCUUUCAGGAU
Eubalaena glacialis (North Atlantic right whale) is the source of this 1391-nucleotide messenger RNA. RefSeq names its product autophagy related 10 (gene ATG10). Gene Ontology annotation, biological process: protein lipidation; protein modification by small protein conjugation; macroautophagy. The transcript has 7 exons. Lineage: Eukaryota; Metazoa; Chordata; Mammalia; Artiodactyla; Balaenidae. The record is from RefSeq and is a predicted model, not a curated record. Gene Ontology annotation, cellular component: intracellular anatomical structure. The coding region runs from base 243 to 857 and encodes 204 amino acids. Gene Ontology annotation, molecular function: Atg12 transferase activity.